AGAAAAGUUGGUAAAAAUGUUUAAAUUCUUUGCAGAUUUUUCAAAAAUUUCUAUUUAUUUUUGUUUUUAUUCAUCAAUGCACAUUUGCAUUAAUGCACUUUAUUUUCCGAUGAAUUUAGUUUUUCCUGAAAAUACUAAAAUUGGAUUAAUAGAACUUUGGCGAGAUCAGAUUUAUUUAAGUCAAGAUUUUAAAUUUCUUUCUAUUUCAAAAGAAAAUAAUUCGACUCUAAAUUCUACGGAUACAAUUUUAAAGUGGAACUUUACAAAUGAUGAAUCUUUAGAGGGACAUUUAAACAUACGUUUUAUUGCUUCUGGAAAAGAAAUAGACCAAAAUUUUCAAUUUUGUCGAAUGUACAGUCUAAAUACGAUUUCACAUUUUGGACAAGAAUUGUUUAUUAAUUUAUUCGCUAAUUUUCAAAAAUCAUGGUAUCGAAUACUUUUAGACUUGUUUACAAGUUCACAUUGUCCUUUACUGAAAACUGAUGACUUUAUAAAUCCGGCAUACAUUAAAAUGGAACAAAUAAUUUCGGAAAGAAUGGAAUGUAACAAAAGAAUUAGAGUAAAAUUAAACAUAUUUCGUCGAGGCGAUAACAUUAAUAAUAAAGAAAUGAUAAUUCCGCUAAUUGCAAUAGCCAAAUAUAAUGGAACUAUAAAAUGUGCCGAUGAAAAGCAAUCAUCUUCAUUUUUAUUUUAUAGAAGAAAUGCCUAUUUAGCUGAUGCAUAUAUAGAAUAAAUUAAUUUUUUUUAAUUUGAUUUAUUUAUUAAUAAUUUAUAAAAAAAAAUUAUUGGAAAUGCGGAAUAAAAUGAAAAACACCAUGUCAUGUAACACAUUUUUUUUUUUACUAAUUUUCCAACCAAUAAUACAACAAUAGAUAUUAUACCUAA
Molecule: messenger RNA, 885 nt
Organism: Leptopilina heterotoma
Lineage: Eukaryota; Metazoa; Arthropoda; Insecta; Hymenoptera; Figitidae
Exons: 4
Coding region: 17-733 (238 amino acids)
Source: RefSeq, a predicted model, not a curated record